Xiphias gladius (swordfish) is the source of this 1372-nucleotide messenger RNA. RefSeq names its product BUD31 homolog (gene bud31). NCBI's taxonomy places the organism in Eukaryota, Metazoa, Chordata, Actinopteri, Istiophoriformes, Xiphiidae. The transcript has 4 exons. Gene Ontology annotation, cellular component: nucleus; spliceosomal complex. The coding region runs from base 412 to 846 and encodes 144 amino acids. The record is from RefSeq and is a predicted model, not a curated record. Gene Ontology annotation, biological process: mRNA splicing, via spliceosome.
UCCUGACUAAAUCACGUGAGUUAUGAAAUACAGGAAACCUACAUUAGUUUGUUUUUCUUAAGGCAAUUUGCUAGUGCGCUAAAGUGAUGCAAUAUACCGAGAACAACAGAAAGACAUAUAUCGGUUUAUGUCACUUCACAUCUUUAUUCUGACCUAAAAAAAGUUUACAUACACGCAUAUAGUGUGUAUAGUGUGUUAGUCUAAGGGGAGAUUUAAUAAGUUAUUGAACCCCGAUAAAUGGAAUAUGUUUGUUUGGCAUGGUGACGUAGCUCGAGAGCCGAGAAGGCGCAAUGGACCCCCCACCCAUCCCCUCUCCAGGGUGACGUCAAAUUGUAGCGACUGAGACGGGUUCUCAAAAUCAAAACGAAAACACUGGGCGCCUUUGUUGUAUUUUCUACAAAACACAGCGAAAUGCCCAAAGUAAAGAGGAGUCGGAAGCCACCCCCAGACGGCUGGGAGCUCAUUGAGCCCACUUUGGACGAGCUGGAUCAGAAAAUGAGAGAAGCUGAAACAGAGCCUCACGAGGGAAAGCGAAAGGUGGAGUCCCUUUGGCCAAUUUUCAGGCUGCACCAUCAGCGGAGUCGAUACAUCUUCGACCUCUUCUACAAAAGGAAAGCCAUCAGCAGAGAGCUGUAUGAGUAUUGCAUAAAGGAAGGCUAUGCAGACAAGAACCUGAUUGCCAAGUGGAAGAAACAGGGCUACGAGAACCUGUGCUGCCUGCGUUGCAUCCAAACAAGAGACACCAACUUUGGAACUAACUGCAUCUGCAGAGUCCCCAAGAGCAAACUGGAAGUCGGAAGGAUCAUUGAAUGCACCCACUGCGGAUGUAGAGGUUGUUCUGGCUAAGUGCAGUUUUUGGAGAUCCAGUUUAUUUUCUGUUGGACAUCAGGGCUCACCCAGCCUCCAUCGGUCUACUCUCACAACCUUGAAGCAGCAUUGUCUUUAUUUCAGUCACCUGCAUUAGAAACAGUUCAUUGACAUCUUCACCACCAUCCUCAGCUGUCCUGAUAGAGGAUCAGUGUGUGGUUCUCUGCUGCUUUUAUAUAGGGGAGCAAUGGAGAAUACAACAAGAGGGGCCAUAUUGUUUUAAAUACAUUUGUUUAUCUGUGUGUUUCUUUUAUAUAGAUAACUAAAGCCCUCAUCUCCUAAAGCUCAAAGUAGGAGCUUUAGCUUUAGCUGUUUCUCGAUCAGGCUUGUCAUUCCAGCUAUACACACCCACUGUGAAGGUCAUUUUCAGUUCUUAUGUGUUUCAUUUCAUUUAAAGAGGGCUGGGAAGGAAAUGAUUUUUGUUUUGAAAUGCCGUUGACUUUUAAACCUUAAAACUUUUUCUUUGACAUUGUUAUUGUAGUAUAAUUUUAAAUAAAACAAUUCU